CCAACACGCCAGCAGCGGCGAAGGCGGCCUCCAUUUUGACUCCGACACCGAGCCGCGCCUCACGUGUCCUGGGCUGUCUCUCUCUCUCUCCCCCUCUCUCUCUCGCUCUCUCUCCCCCCCUCACAUGACCCGAGUGUUUGUUCCCGUGAUCACCACUUCCAUCUCUCGUCUGUGACACCGAAUAUCAGUUUUUUUUACACUAACCCUGAUGGAUAUGCUCGAUCGCAGUCUGGACAGCGCAAGCCAAGAAAAACAACAACAACAAGAAGAAGAGGUUGUCCAGGUAUCUGAAGACGGGACAGGAGACGAGCAGGCGGCCGUCACCAUAGCCGGCGUUCAGCAGGCUGCAGGGUUCGCCGACCACAACAUACAAUAUCAGUUCCGCACCGAGGGGGGUCAGGUGACGUACCGCGUCGUCCAGGUGACCGACCAGCACCUCGAAGGGCGGGAUGACGGGGGAGGAGCAGUGAGUGUCGUCUCUACCGCCGCCUUCACGGGGGCUCCUCAGGCUGUGGCUCAGGCUGUGAUCCAAAACCCUUUCAGCAAUGGAGGAAGCCCGGCGGGCGAAGCGGUGGGAGGGGAGACGCGCUUCGCUUACUUCCCCGCUGCCGCGGUGAGCGACGGGACCGUGUCUGUUCAGGCCGCCGCGGACCCCACACUCACGCAGGCAGGGGGUCAGUUCUACGUGAUGAUGACCCCCCCCGACGUCAUUCAGACGGGCCCACAGCGGACCAUCGCUCCUCGCUCUCAACCGUACCCCGCAGAUGAAAACGAGCUGCUGCAGCACGAAGGUUUAAACUGGAAAAUGGACGGACCGCGAACGCCGAGAGAUGAAAGGAGAAGAGCGCAACACAAUGAAGUCGAAAGGCGGAGAAGAGACAAGAUCAACAACUGGAUUGUCACCCUUUCCAAGAUCAUACCAGACUGCAAUAUCGACAGCACCAAGACGGGAGCAAGCAAAGGGGGCAUCCUGUCGAAAGCCUGCGACUACAUCCGCGACUUGAGGCAAAGCAACCAGCGGCUGCAGGAGGGUGUGAAGGAAGUGGAGAGGAUACAAGUGGACAACGAGUUGUGCAGGCAGCAGAUUGAAGAGCUGAAGAACGAGAACGCUUUGCUCCGAGCGCAACUCCAGCAGCACGGCAUCGAGAUGGUGGGAGAGACGCCGCCGCAGUGAGGCAGAGACACACAAAAAAACGACACACGCAACCUGGUGAUGGGGGGACGGGGGACGGGGGGACUGGGGGGGGGGGGGGAAGAAGGACCACCACUCAGACGUCCAUCCGACACCCCGGAAGAGAUGGCCUAGAUGAUGGAGGAACAAAAAAGAUGUAUCAAAUGAAAAGGACUUGUGAAGAAUUCCUCUCUCUGAUUGCCCCCCCCCCCUCCCGUCCUGCAAAGACCUCCAGCUGGUACCAGUGCCACCCCCCCCCCCCCCCCCCCCAGCACGGGCUGAGACGGCGCGCCUCCUUCAGCCUUCAUGCAGCCUCACUCAUCAACUGGGAUGAGUUCUUGUUUUGUUCUUGUUUCCCUGUCGGGUGCUGUUUUUUUUUUCCUUUUCUGUUUUUUUUCUUCUCUGAAAUCCGGAUUUUCAUUUAGUUCCAUUUGUUCCGUUUGUCUUUUCACAUGUAAACGUUUGUUCUUAGCUGCUUUAAUUUAUUAGUCCGCUCGCUGGCAGAAGCCUUGAUGGAGACCGGGUUACGGCGGGAGCUCUUUGAGCGAGGAAACAUCACAGAGUGAGAAAAAACAUUGUGACGCCACAGACUGAAAUAUGAAUGCCACUCGCACGCAGCUCACCUUCCAACCUGCUUCCACUCUGGCUCAUGUAAAUAAGACCUUUAUCUCCGGGGGGGGGAAAGCCAUCAUUAACUCAUUAACUCCACGGAAGGUUCUGUACUGGAAUUGUUGUUUAUCCAGAAAACAGCCGUUCAAAUGCUGUGUUGGGUUUUCCGACUGGAAGGGUGGCCGGUGUAGAGUGGAGGGCCCUGACCUGCUGCUCUCUGCUCCUUGUGCCGGAACCAUCCACAGCGGCCCCCACUUCUUCCACUCGCCAGCGACUUUGUCGGGAGUGUCGAUCCGCGUACGAAUAAUGCCCCCCGUGGUUCACUCCAAGCCGCUCCCCCUAUUUUGGUAUCGCAAGACUUCCAAUGCAGGAGGGGGGGGGGGGGAAGAGGAGGAGGGGGGGGGGGGGGGGGGCAGCACUCAAAGCCUCCGCUCACCGUGGCGAAGGAGUACACGGAAAACCGCUCCGUAGGCAGAGCACGGGUCGUUCUCCAUGAAGUGAAGGAGGGGAAUGAACUCAGGCAACCAAUAACAACACCCCCACCCCCCCCCCCCCUCCACACUCCUCAAUAUGAACGUUAUUCAUGAAGACUUUGUGAAUGAAGUGCUGGGUGUUUUUGUUUUUUUUGAGCUCAUUGGAGCUCUGUUGGCUGAGGAGGAAGAAGAUCACAUCUUUGGAUCCAUGCUAGGCGGGAAGAGUCUGGUCCAUCAGCCCAAAAGCAGAGGGAUCGUGCUAGUUUUAAUUUUAUUUUUAUUUUUUAACCCCCCACCCCCCCUCCCCCCCCCAGUGAGUGGAGUGAAUGUGAAGACAUGAAUAACGCUUUGGAAGAAGGAUGUUCACAAACGUUGGCUAUUUUGUUUUUGUUUUUCCUUCUUUCUCGUGUUUCUUUUUUGAGGAAUGGCAAAAGAAUGAAGAAAAAAGCAAUCCUUUCUGUAGCAGCCUCACUUUUCUCAGGUUAGAUUUUAAGACACCUUUUCUAAGUAAAAUGGUGAAUAAAAGUUUCACUAGUUAAUAACCUUAA
Pungitius pungitius (ninespine stickleback) is the source of this 2801-nucleotide messenger RNA. Its product is annotated as upstream stimulatory factor 2. The coding region runs from base 209 to 1174 and encodes 321 amino acids. The transcript is spliced from 11 exons. Gene Ontology annotation, molecular function: DNA-binding transcription factor activity, RNA polymerase II-specific; protein dimerization activity; RNA polymerase II cis-regulatory region sequence-specific DNA binding. The record is from RefSeq and is a predicted model, not a curated record. Lineage: Eukaryota; Metazoa; Chordata; Actinopteri; Perciformes; Gasterosteidae. Gene Ontology annotation, biological process: regulation of transcription by RNA polymerase II.